AUGGAAUCCAACAAUGCGGACCAGCCGGGCUCCAAUCGCCGAUCCAGCCACAAACGCAACCUCUCGGCCUCUCUACUCGCGCGACUCUCCUUCUUCACCCCAGCGGGAGACCUCCAGCCCGAUAUGCCAUCAACAGACAGUGCAAGCAAUGCAAGUACAAGCAGCCGCGCAAUGUCCGCGGCGCUCGCGCAACGCCGCACGCGCCGCCGCCGUGGCUCCUUGCGGAAAACAGCAUUACUAGGACCAAGACUAGAAUCACGAGAAAAAAGAACCUCCUCUUCCAAAAUCGCCUCCGAUGCCUUUCGCACAGAGACAUCCACCUCUACAGCCUCCACGGCCUCCAUACCACACCUCCCCAUCUCCCCCGAUCCCCUCCAACCUCGCUCCUCCCUGAACGGCCAAAUCUCCACCGAUCAUGGCCACGGCCCUACAUCCUAUCAACGCGCCAGCUUCGACGAAGACGCAGAUGCAGACGGUGACAACUCCCAGCCGAGCUUCUUCCGCAAUAACAACACGCUGAAAGCCGUCCGGCCACCGAUAACACGCCGCCGGCAGAGCGUCGCGCGGCCGACCCUACACGGCGAGGAAACGGGCACAGACGACGAAGACCUGGUCUCCUUCCCCCGGCUGAUAUCAAAUUCUAUCACUCCGCCUGGAACGGGGAGUAAUGGGACCGGUACAAGUCCGAAAAGCGCAGUUGCUGGGUUACACAUCUCGACGAAAACGCAAUCGUCUUCCCCGGAUGCAUUUUACCCUCUUGAGCCUCAGCCUGAGACGGCCUACAGGACUGUCCAUCGACAUAAGUCCUCGCCUCUGGCUUCGAAUCCUGUUGAAAUUAAGAGUAACGGGAAUGGUGCGGAUGUGGACUGGGACUAUUCUGAGACCGAAUGGUGGGGGUGGAUUAUAUUGAUUGUGACAUGGCUGGUGUUUGUUGUUGGGAUUGGGAGUUGCUUUGAGGUUUGGAGUUGGGCUUGGGAUGUUGGUGAGACGCCUUAUGCGCCGCCGGAGUUGGAGGAUGACCCUACUUUGCCUAUUGUUGGGUAUUAUCCUGCUCUCAUCAUACUCACUGCUGUUAUGUCUUGGGUUUGGGUGGUUGUUGCUUGGGUUGGGAUGAAGUAUUUCAAGCAUGCUAAUAUUUCUGGAGAUGAUAUUUGA
Messenger RNA from Penicillium nucicola, 1155 nucleotides. RefSeq names its product PIG-Y family protein. NCBI's taxonomy places the organism in Eukaryota, Fungi, Ascomycota, Eurotiomycetes, Eurotiales, Aspergillaceae. Bases 1 to 1155 code for a protein of 384 amino acids. The record is from RefSeq and is a predicted model, not a curated record. The transcript has a single exon.